CAUCUUUUUUUUCCUGUCUAGUGAUUGUUCGUGAUCACGUGACGUGAUGCGGAAGUGACGCGGGGCACUCAAAAGAGUUCAGCAUCUGGGAGCAAAAACACCAGCUAGCUUAUUUUUAUUUGCAGAGAAGCGGACUCUAACAAGGCAAUAACACCAACCACACUCACGAUUAGGCAGCCAUAAUGAAUCCGGUAUACAGCCCUGCACCAACAGGGGUCCCCUUCACCAAUCCGAAGGGUAUAGGCUAUCCAGCUGGAUUCCCUGUUGGCUACACUGCAGCAGCCCCAGCGUACACUCCAAGUGUCUAUCCAGGAGCAAAUCCAGCCUUCUCAAGUGGUUACGCCCCUGGUACUCCCUUCAAAAUGUCCUGUUCUCCCAACUCUGGGACCGUACCGCCAUACUCGUCCUCCACCAACCCUUACCCGGCCGCCGUCUACCCUGUCAGGAGCACCUACCCCCAACAUAACCCUUAUGCGCAGGCGCUGAUCCCGUCACAGCAGCAAGGUACUUAUUUCACACAGCCGCUGUAUGCGGCGCCGCCUCACGUGAUCCAUCACACGACAGUGGUUCAGCCCAACGGGAUGCCCGCUGCCAUGUAUGCCCCGCCCAUCCCUCCGCCCCGUAACAACGGGGUCACCAUGGGGAUGGUUGCCGGCACCACCAUGGCCAUGUCAGCUGGAACGUUGCUGUCAACUCCGUCACCGGCGCCGGCCGCUCUCGCCCCCCACCCCGUUACCAUGCCCACAUAUCGGCCCGCUGGCACGCACAGCUACAGCUACGUGCCCCCGCAGUGGUGAACACAAGGCUGAGCGAGGCAGGAGGCGCUAUAGAUAUGCAUUCACACUCCAGCGGCGGACCUGCUCUGCCGGCGUCUGCAACCUGUUUGUCUUUUCCAGCAUAAUGUGAAUCUCAAACCAUGUAGGUCCAUUUGGGAGGGGGGGCAAGGGUAGGGACGGGUCGUCAUCCCCGUGUUUUAAUGGAAUUAGGUUGCAUUCCACGCCACACCCCUGCCUGUAUGUCACACACGGAACGGCCUAAAAGCCUCCAUGCAAUUGUUUAUGCAGUUUUUUUUCUAGCUUCAACUAGCUCGUGGUGAAAACGGGAGGUGUGGAGUAGUUUAUUUCCUCACCAGCCCAUCCUACCCCCCACCCCUCUGGUUUCUGUUCUGUUUUGGAGAUGCAUCCGAUGUUGAAUGCAUGUUGUAUAUGUAGAUGUAUGAAGGUAAUGCUAGCUCAAUCUACCUGCUGUGACUAGAUGCAAAAUCCUACGGACGAAACUAGGGAUGGGCAUUAUCACGAAUGAACUCCAAAAUUGAUCGAUUUUUUGGAAUGGAUAGUAGAUUCGAUGUAUAACAGUUAGCUGCGCAGUACUGGGGUGCAACCAGUAGAGGCACUGUUGGCUCACUUUCAGCUAGCAUCAACUAGAGCCCAAUGUCCUCUGCUGAGGAAUAACUCCUCCCUGCAACAUUAUUCUUAUCCAUAUACCGCAUAUUUAAAAGUAUUAAUAAAAAUAUAUAUCAUAUCUAAUGGACCGUUCUGACAUUGAGUGGAAUGCCCAUCUCUAAAAGAACACAUCCAAAGGAAGUCAAAAGUAAUAAAUUUCCAAUGCUGACUCACCUACUGUGAAAGAUGUUCAUGCAAAAAAAAAAAAGUGCAGAACCAAUCGUUCUGUUUUCAAGGCUUUGUGUUUUACUAAGUGAAGCUUGUUUAUUUGACUUAAAUCUGAUUUUUCAUGCAGUGUAUGAAAUGUGUUUUACCGGUUGCGUAUUCUAGGAAAAAGAUUGUGGCCAUUCCAACACGUAAUAAUAAUUCAAAGAGCCUAAGAAUGCUACCAUAAUGUGCAUAGAAUUGUCUCAUGAAUGAAUUUGUCCUUAAGUAGGUCUGAUGCACUACUCCACCGCUAACUACCUUCAAGUUAAGAUGAAAUAUUCAUGUUAAACUCCAUUUGUGACUAGCACUACUGAUGGAAGGCACUUAUUCAAAGCAGUUUUGCAAUGAUACCUGACCUUUAUGUUGACAUUGCUUCCAGUUGUAGCAUCGGGUUCUAGGCUGACCCGUCAGAAUCACUGUCUCAGACUUGCUUUUAUGAUGUCGCCUCAGUCACUUGAGCUCAAUAAUCUGUUUUGUACAUGUUAUUUUUUGUGGUUUUGGUUCUUGUUUUGUAUUUUAAUGAAAGCGCAAAAAUAAAAACAAAUAUA
This is a messenger RNA of Doryrhamphus excisus (bluestripe pipefish), 2197 nucleotides long. RefSeq names its product family with sequence similarity 168 member B (gene fam168b). Lineage: Eukaryota; Metazoa; Chordata; Actinopteri; Syngnathiformes; Syngnathidae. The record is from RefSeq and is a predicted model, not a curated record.